UAUUGUAUACAAACAAUGUCGGCAUUGUUCUAACACACUCACUGCUUCAACGUCUGUGUAAUAUAACUCGUUUACAAUAGAGGACUUGUUAAAAUACUAAUCAACAGCGGUAAGGCGCACAUAUGGCAUUCGCAGACGACACAUUCGAAACGGAAACUUUCCGGUCAGAAUCUCUUCCGGACUUCAGUGCCGAGGACGAUAUCCAGGAGAGGGAAACGGACUAUUUUCUUACGCUGGUUAAUGGAGUGAAAAAAAUAGACGUCGGUGGUCGUCGUCGGGAUCCGGCGAAUGCGAGGAAAGCGGAUAAUUUCCGAGACAAGAUCGGAAACUUAAAGGUGCUCAAAAACGUUGCGAUCGUAUCUGAGAAUUUCAAGCAGCGAUACGCUGGUCUAGAACUGUCGUUCGACACGAUCAGAAAAGGCAUCGAGCGGAUAUCAGAUGUCGAAAAGAAAAUUGGAUAUUAUAUGUGGACGUUACAUACGAGGGAAGAUGAAUUGCUGGCAAAAAUUCAGAAGACGAAGGCCGCGUUGCAAGAACAGCAUCUUAAGUGGGUAUUUCACAGCACCUGUUAACAUUUAAAAUACAUGUACAAGUAAUCCGCGCAUAAUCACACGCUUAUUGCACACUUUCCAAAGGG
Messenger RNA from Dreissena polymorpha, 637 nucleotides. RefSeq lists its product as uncharacterized. The record is from RefSeq and is a predicted model, not a curated record. Bases 123 to 572 code for a protein of 149 amino acids. The transcript has 2 exons. Lineage: Eukaryota; Metazoa; Mollusca; Bivalvia; Myida; Dreissenidae.